GAGGUUGAGCCCUCAGACUCCAUUGAGAAUGUGAAGGCUAAGAUCCAGGACAAGGAGGGCAUCCCCCCAGAUCAGCAGAGACUGAUCUUCGCCGGCAAGCAACUUGAGGAUGGCCGCACCUUGUCUGACUACAACAUCCAGAAAGAAUCUACCCUCCAUCUUGUUCUCCGUCUGCGUGGUGGUAUGCAGAUUUUCGUCAAGACCCUUACAGGCAAGACCAUCACUCUGGAGGUUGAGCCCUCGGAUUCCAUCGAGAACGUCAAGGCUAAGAUCCAGGACAAAGAGGGCAUCCCCCCAGAUCAGCAGCGACUGAUCUUCGCCGGCAAGCAACUCGAGGACGGCCGCACCUUGUCUGACUACAACAUCCAGAAAGAAUCCACCCUCCAUCUUGUUCUCCGUCUGCGUGGUGGUAUGCAGAUCUUCGUGAAGACCCUGACAGGCAAGACCAUCACUCUGGAGGUUGAGCCCUCAGAUUCUAUCGAGAAUGUUAAGGCCAAGAUCCAAGACAAGGAGGGUAUUCCCCCAGAUCAGCAGAGAUUGAUUUUCGCUGGCAAGCAACUUGAGGAUGGCCGCACCUUGUCAGACUACAACAUCCAAAAAGAAUCAACACUUCACUUGGUUCUUCGUCUGCGUGGUGGAAUGCAGAUUUUUGUCAAGACUCUUACCGGCAAGACCAUCACACUAGAGGUUGAGCCCUCUGACUCAAUUGAGAAUGUGAAGGCCAAAAUCCAGGACAAGGAGGGCAUUCCCCCAGACCAGCAGCGUCUGAUCUUUGCUGGCAAGCAGCUUGAGGAUGGCCGAACCCUCUCUGACUAUAACAUUCAGAAAGAGUCAACCCUCCAUCUUGUUCUUCGUCUACGUGGUGGUAUGCAGAUUUUCGUUAAGACGCUUACCGGCAAGACCAUCACCCUGGAGGUUGAGCCCUCAGACUCCAUUGAGAAUGUGAAGGCUAAGAUCCAGGACAAGGAGGGC
Frankliniella occidentalis (western flower thrips) is the source of this 972-nucleotide messenger RNA. RefSeq names its product polyubiquitin-B. Gene Ontology annotation, cellular component: nucleus; cytoplasm. Gene Ontology annotation, molecular function: protein tag activity; ubiquitin protein ligase binding. Lineage: Eukaryota; Metazoa; Arthropoda; Insecta; Thysanoptera; Thripidae. Gene Ontology annotation, biological process: modification-dependent protein catabolic process; protein ubiquitination. The record is from RefSeq and is a predicted model, not a curated record. The annotation marks the transcript as partial. The transcript has 4 exons.